GUUCAUAUCCAGCUAUAAAUCCGUAACUAAAAUAUAUUCUUCUUUUUUUUUUUUUGGUCAGAAAAUAUAUUCUUCUUAUACUCCAAUUUUAGGUUUUCUUUUUCUUUUCGUUUUUUAUAAAUCGGUUGUCUUUGUUUAGAAAUCCUUACGAGAAAGAUGCGCCUAUAUAAUUAACCAUUAAUUGUGCAUUGAUAUAUCGUAGUAGUUUUUUUUUUCUUCACUAAAAAUCUAAAAGCAUUCACUCUUCAUAGAACUAUGUCCUCUCAAGAACUUGAUCAUGGGAGCAAUGGCAUCCACUUUUUAAAGAUUAUUCUUCAAUCUACCCUUCAACAAGGAAAAUUGAAAGUGCCUAUAAGUUUUGUGAGGAGGCAUUGGAAAGGAAUAACAAACCCAGUUACUCUAAGUCUUCCAAAUUUGACUGAAAAGAAAGUUUUUUGGGAGAAAACUAGUGAUUAUGAUGUUUGGUUUUGCAAUGGUUGGAAAGAAUUUGCAAAUUAUUUGUCUUUGAGUGAUUCACAAUGUUUGGUGUUUCAAUAUCAAGGAAAUUCGCUCUUUAAUGUGAUUGGAUUCGGAAAAUGCGGAUUAGAAAUAAAAUACCCUUUAAAAGAAGCUAGUGAAGAAUUUGAAGAAAGUGAUUGUUCUUUAAAACUUAUUGAGAAUCCUUCGUCAUUGCGGAGUAAAAGGCUAAAAUCUUCGUCAUCAUCUUAUAACGUUUGUAAGAAGAUUAAAAUCAACUCAAAAGAACAAAAAGAAUUUAAAGAUGACAAGAGAAUAGUUCAAGCACAAGCAAGGUUUCCCAAAUUUAAGGAUAUGGACAAUGGUGAAAUACUCAAAAUUUUACCAGGAAAUAGUUGUAAUGAUCUCAAGGAGAGAGGCUUAGUUUUGUACGAGAAAGUGAAGAAAAAGUUUCACUGUGAUAAGGACUUCUUCGCAUGUAUGAUCCACAAGACAUACAUUGAGAGAGAUAUGCUGGCCAUACCAAAUGAAUUUGGUUAUACACAUCUACACAGAAUGGAAGGAAGAAAUGCGACACUUUUUAUUGACCAAGAGAGAACAUGGAAUGUUGAUUUAAAGCUCACACGAAGUAAACAUAAACAAUUCAGACUUACUAGUGGUUGGAGUAAAUUUCGUGCUCACAAUAAUUUGAAAUUAGGUGAUGUUUGUGUUUUUAUUCUAAACAAAUGCAAAGGGACAGUUUCAUUCCAAGUUGUUAUUUUCUCUCUGGAAAAGGACAUGAGUGCCCCAUAUUUUGAAGGGUUGUGACUUGAAAGAAUGUGAUACAUGCCUAUUGAAGAUGGUGGAUGAGAUAAAGCAUGUAUUUGAUGCAAUUUCAAGAAGUAGCUGCUAAAUUAGAGUUUUGUUAGUCUCACUGUUUCAUGAUUUAUUUCUCAUUCCAAAUUAUAUGGAUUGAAAUUGUUUUGAACAAGGUUUUAAGCAAUCAGAGGAAUUAUUUACAUUUUAUUCA
Trifolium pratense (red clover) is the source of this 1465-nucleotide messenger RNA. RefSeq names its product B3 domain-containing transcription factor VRN1-like. NCBI's taxonomy places the organism in Eukaryota, Viridiplantae, Streptophyta, Magnoliopsida, Fabales, Fabaceae. The record is from RefSeq and is a predicted model, not a curated record. Bases 256 to 1263 code for a protein of 335 amino acids. Gene Ontology annotation, molecular function: DNA binding. The transcript has 5 exons.